AACUAGCCUUUCGUCCUUAAUCCCCACGUCCGAUAGAACACCGUAUCGGCACUCAAGGACAAUAUCUUCAUUUUCGUGAUUGCGCAUAGUUUUUGAACAAAAUUGUUAUAAAGCUGACUCAGCAUAAUUUAAUGAUAAAAAUAGCCACGUGAGUAUGUGGCGUUUAUUAUAAAUUUACUGGAAAAGCAAGAACACAGAAACUUUAGAUCUACCCCGGUGAGUUUUACGCAAGAAUGAAAAAGAUGCUGUUUACCAAGUGAGUGGGUGGUUCCCCUACACACUCAUCUCUAGUAACUAGAUAUUGGUGAACAGUCAUCACCCAUAGUUAGUUACUACCUUGUUACUCAGCUUCAACAGCAGAACUAGCUUACACCAAAAUUAUAUCCAUAUAAUGGACUCUUAGAUAAAGAUGUUAAGGAUGCUGUAUGGUAGAAUAGGGGUCAUUAGGCGCCCCAAUGCAGUAUUUCGAUUGUUGUAUCCCAUUUCUCAGAUGGCUCAUCCCAAUAAAUGGCAGCAGAUUCAGAUUCAUAUGUCAGCAGUUUCUUCUUAUCCCAGAUGUGAACUCACAUCUGUGAGGUAUAAGGUUGAUAGAGGGAAAUUUAGUCAAGUUUGUCAAGAAGAUAUUGAUUUCUUCCAAAAUCUUCUUGAUUGCCACCGAGUAAUUCUUGGGGAAUCUGAUCUUGAAGGUCAUAAUACUGACUGGCUAGGAAUGGUUCGAGGUGCUUCAUCAGUACUUCUUAAACCAAAGACCACUGAAGAAGUAUCAGCAAUUAUGAGCUAUUGCAAUCAGCGAACACUUGCAGUAUGUCCACAAGGUGGCAACACAGGUUUAGUAGGUGGGAGUGUACCUGUUUUUGAUGAAAUAAUUAUAUCCACAUCUCUUAUGAAUGAAGUUGAAAAUGUAGACUGCCUGUCAGGAGUUGUGAAAUGCCAGUCUGGCUGUGUAUUAGAGGCUUUGGAUCAGCAUGUUGCUGAGUUUGGACUUAUGAUUCCUUUGGAUUUAGGGGCAAAAGGGAGUUGUCACAUUGGAGGAAAUGUGUCAACAAAUGCAGGAGGACUACGUGUUGUACGCUAUGGUGGUCUCCAUGGUUCUGUUCUUGGUGUAGAAGCAGUCUUGGCCUCUGGUGAGGUCAUUGAUUGUAUGUCUGCUAUGAAGAAGGAUAAUACAGGCUAUGAUCUUAAGCACCUCUUUAUUGGUUCAGAGGGAACAUUGGGAAUUAUAACAAAGAUUGCCAUAUGUUGCCCACCUCGGCCAAAAGCAGUAAAUCUUGCCUUCCUGGGUUUGCAGACCUUUGAAGAUGUUCUUCAUACAUUCAGAGAAGCCAAAGCAAAACUUGGUGAAAUUCUUAGCUCAUGUGAAUUUAUUGAUAGGAGUUCCAUGGAAUGUGUAGAGCUUAAUUUGAAGUUGAAACCUCCAAUUGAUCCUCAUCCCUUUUAUAUGUUAAUUGAGACAUCAGGAUCAAAUAGUGAACAUGAUGAAGAAAAGUUGAACAUGUUUUUGGAGGACUCAUUAGGAUCAGGAAAGGUAUCAGAUGGUACCGUUGCAUGUGAACCAUCUCGAAUGUUGUAUAUCUGGGGCCUACGAGAACGAAUUGCUGAGGCUCUCAUCCAAGAGGGAUACACAUACAAAUAUGAUAUCUCUCUGCCACAUAAAGAUUUCUACAGGAUUGUGGAAGACAUGAGAGAUAGACUUGGAAACAGUGUUACACGUUGUUGUGGCUAUGGUCAUAUUGGUGAUGGAAACCUUCACCUGAACAUUGUUAGUAAGGAAUUUAAAAAGGAUAUUCUGAACCUCAUUGAACCUAAAGUGUAUGAGUGGACAGCUGAAGUCAAUGGAAGCAUCAGUGCUGAGCAUGGACUAGGUUUCAAGAAAAGAAAUUUCAUGCAUUUCUCAAAGUCUUCAAAUGCAAUAAAGCUAAUGAAACACAUGAAAAUGCUUUUGGAUCCCCAAGGAAUCCUCAACCCUUAUAAGGUGUUGCCAGAAACCUAAUAAAAAAUAUUGGUCAAUGUAAUUUCAUUUGGAAUUUUUUUGAUUAACUGUUAGAUACCUGUUAAAACUAACAUAUCAACAUAUUGCAAAAUAAUAAUGUGAAGUUUUUGUACUGAAAGUAUAACAUUACAGCCAUAUAAGUUUAAUUCUUUUUUUUUAGCCAAUUUUGUUACACACACACACACAUAUAUGUGUGACUUAUACAAAAGGAUAGUUUAUAAUACACGUCCUCAAAUAUGUACUAGUCUAAUUUAACAUAUUUAUAAAAGUUAUGAAUGUCUUGUUCAAUGUUUAUGCCUCAGGCUGUUCUCAGUUUGACUUCUGUUGUGUAAUUGACUACAUUGCAUUCAUGUUACUUUUUAUUUUAAUUUUGUAAAUGAAAAUGUAAUAAAGUCUAUUUUUCAGG
Molecule: messenger RNA, 2396 nt
Organism: Macrobrachium nipponense
Lineage: Eukaryota; Metazoa; Arthropoda; Malacostraca; Decapoda; Palaemonidae
Gene: D2hgdh
Product: D-2-hydroxyglutarate dehydrogenase, mitochondrial-like
Exons: 10
Coding region: 410-1990 (526 amino acids)
Cellular component (GO): mitochondrion
Molecular function (GO): catalytic activity; FAD binding
Source: RefSeq, a predicted model, not a curated record